CACUUCUCUAUUUUUUUUUUUACCACAAUCACAGCUCAUACUCAGAAGGGGGCUUCACUGAUACUCUUUUUUUUUUUGAGGAUUUCCUUUGGACGAUCGCUUGUUUUUCUGAGUUUCGAUUUCAUUGUUGAGUGCGUGCAAGCAGAGCAGAGCAGCGCGUGCGUCAGUCAGUGCGGGACAACGAUCAGGAAAUCUUUACCAACCAUGGCCGCCAUCAGCAGCUCAAACACAUGUUUUGCCUUGGAGCUGUAUCGCACUCUGAGCCAAUCAAAACCCAACGGGAACAUCUUCAUCUCGCCGCUGAGCAUCAGCUCGGCUCUGGCAAUGGUCUACCUGGGAGCUAAAGGAGAAACAGCUGCUCAGAUGGCAAAGGGCCUCUCGUUGAGCCCAGGCGAAGGCGUCCACGCAGACUUCCAGACACUCAACGCUGCCAUCAACUCACCAUCGGCAUCGUACAUCUUAAAACUAGCCAACCGUCUUUAUGGAGAAAAUACAGGCAACUUCCUCACACAAUUCCUCGACGCCACACAGAAGUACUACCAGGCAGACCUGAGGACUGUUGAUUUCAUUGGGGCUCCAGAGGCGUGCAGAGCGGAGAUCAACACCUGGGUGGAGGAGCAGACAGAAAAUAAGAUUAAAGAUCUUCUGAAGCCAGGAACGGUCAGCUCUAUGACAAGGUUGGCUCUCGUCAAUGCCAUCUAUUUCAAGGGAAACUGGAAGAACCGCUUUGAUGCCGCACAGACCAAAGAGAUGCCUUUUAAAGUCAACCAGAAUGAAACCAAGCCGGUCCAGAUGAUGUACCAGAUGAAGAAGUUCCCCUUCAACUACAUCCUUGAGCAUAGUCUGCAGAUCCUGGAGCUGCCGUACAUGGAGGAGGAGCUCAGCAUGUUCAUCCUGCUGCCAGAUGAGACCGAUGACGGCUCUGACCCUCUGCUGACGCUGGAGAAGGAGUUAACGCAGGAGAAACUGGACGAAUGGACCAACAGGGAAAACAUGGACGUCCACUCAGAAGUCUUUGUUCAUCUUCCCAAGUUCAAGCUGGAGGAAGACUACGAGCUGAACGAGCCUCUGGCUAAAAUGGGCAUCGCUGAUGUGUUUUGCCCGGGAAAGGCCGACCUGACCGGCAUGAACGGCGAUGGAGGACUCUUCCUGUCUACUGUGGCUCACAAGGCCUUCGUGGAGGUGAACGAGGAAGGCACGGAGGCGGCUGCGGCCACGGCUGGCAUGAUAGCGUUAUGUAUGUUGAGGGAGGAACACUUCACAGCAGAUCACCCCUUCCUCUUCUUCAUCAGGCAUAACAAGACCAAGUCCAUACUCUUCUUUGGCAGGUUCUCCUCUCCUCAGUAGAAAGAACCAGCUCAAGAAGAUUUUGGGCCAAUUCAAAUAAAAUCAGCAAAAUCCUUAAUAUGACGGCUUAAUGCGUUUAGACUGUCGUUUGCUAAUUGAAGAACUGCUAUUUUUUUGUCUGCUUUUGCACUGAAAUCAUAGAUAUAACCAUUCAUACACUUAUUGAAGAGUACUUUUGAUUGCAUUAAUGUGUUAAUAUUAAUGGGUUACUAGCUUGGUAUUGAUAAUGAAUUAAUCUUCUGUAAUCACUAUUAAUAGUAUAUUAAUGUAUUGUAAGUAAAACAAA
Molecule: messenger RNA, 1633 nt
Organism: Scomber japonicus (chub mackerel)
Lineage: Eukaryota; Metazoa; Chordata; Actinopteri; Scombriformes; Scombridae
Gene: serpinb1
Product: serpin peptidase inhibitor, clade B (ovalbumin), member 1
Exons: 7
Coding region: 205-1347 (380 amino acids)
Biological process (GO): negative regulation of endopeptidase activity
Molecular function (GO): serine-type endopeptidase inhibitor activity
Source: RefSeq, a predicted model, not a curated record